AUGUGACAAAAAGCAUGCCUUGAGGCUGGUUUAGGGACUAGGAACGUGGGUGCAAUGGAUCAACAUCUACCCUUUGGCACCGAGCAACCAGAACUAGAUGUAGUCAUUGUCGGGGCGGGCCUGUCGGGCCUCACAUCGGCCGUGAAGCUGCUGGCCAAGGAGACCACAUUGAACAUACGGAUCCUCGACGAGAACAGCCAUCCCGGCGGCCAGCUGGGACAGACUGGAAGUGGAUUCCGAUACGUCGAUGAGGAGCAGCACGAUAUGCUGGCCUUUAUGAACGACAUGCAGGUGCUGCCCCGGAACAGGCGCUGUGCAAAUGCGGAGCUGCAACGUUGCUGGUCACUGGAUCGGGGACCAACAGCGCAGCCUGCGAAGUUCGAGCUGUGUCGCUACAUCCAAAUGCUGAACCUACGGAUGGGCAGGUUUCGCUCGAAGAAGUUUAUCCUGCGGGAGCGUGUGCCCAGCAUGGAGCGGCAUAUAACUAGCAACUUGUUCUUCAGCAAGUCGCGCAGCUUUAUGAGGAAUUUCGUGGAGCUGGUCUGCGGUGUACAUGCCAGAGCAGUGGAUUACGACACCUUCAUGUCCGUGUGCAGCUCUUGCGGCGGUCUGGCCGUACUCCUAGACUUCUACUUUAACUUUCCGAACACCUUCUUGGAGCUCUCCACCCAGAAGCUGAUUGAGAGCAUUCUGGAGAAGAUUCAGUACAUAACGAUCACCCAGAACGUUCGGGUUGUCAGGGUGCAGCACUUCAAGGACUAUGUGGAGCUGACAGAUGCCCUGGGGGAGAAGUACACCGCGCAGGCGCUCAUUCUGGCCAUUCCCUGGAACAAAGUGGAGCGGAUUCAGUUCGAGCCUCCGAUCCCCAAGGAUUUCUGUCCACCGCCCAAAGCGAAGCUCAAGCCUGGCCGCCUGAUCACCCAGUUCUCCCUGAGCUACAGCAAGUGCCACUGGGCGGAGGCUGGCUACUCGGGCAACUUUCUCAGCUCGAAGCCUCUGGUGUGUGGCCACGAAUGCCGCCAGGCCACGUACUGCGGCUACAUGGUGCACUCUGCGCAGGAGUCGGACAGUGUGCGGCAGACAGUCCUGGAUCUUCUCGCCUCGCACUACGGUGAUGAGAUGCGGGAACCCCUGAAGUAUCAGCAGAGCACCACAGAGCUGAGCAUGGCGCGGCACAAGCCACAGGUGACGCCCUGGCAUCGGGUCAUCUGGUCCAGCUCCUCGGCGGUGGCCACCAACUAUCGCAGCCUCAUGGGUGGUGCCGUCCAGAGUGGUGUUCGGGCUGCUGUCAGUGCGCUGUUUGUGGUGCGACCUCAGCUCGUUAGCUGGGUGGAUAUGCUCGAAGUGCGUGAAACGAAUCCCUACGAAAGGUGCCGCCCGCCCGACCGUCUCAGCAGCCUGCUCAGUCGCCUCAACCUCUACAAUGUCACCUUCUACAGCUUCUUCAUUCUGGGCCUCCUCUGGCUGCUCAAAAUAGGCUACUGUCACGCCAUUCGUACGCACUCUUCCUCCUAGAUGUGAAAUUAAAGUAUCCAAACUGCCAGGUGAUGGGAAUGUGAA
Drosophila subobscura is the source of this 1560-nucleotide messenger RNA. RefSeq names its product putative flavin-containing monoamine oxidase AofH (gene shps). The transcript is spliced from 3 exons. The coding region runs from base 55 to 1515 and encodes 486 amino acids. The record is from RefSeq and is a predicted model, not a curated record. Gene Ontology annotation, molecular function: oxidoreductase activity. NCBI's taxonomy places the organism in Eukaryota, Metazoa, Arthropoda, Insecta, Diptera, Drosophilidae.